AUGGGAAGUGACGUGAUACCUGCCGAAGCGGGGACGUACGUCACACAACAGCCUUCAUCGUUGGCCGUGUUAAGCGGAGCACCGGGCAGACGAAUGCCGAGAUGGCGAAUCAUUUUGUGCACGGUAGCAAUGGCAGGGGUGCAAGUAUGCUAUGCUGCACAGAUCAACCAUGGAACGUCCGAGCUUCUCCUGCUUGGAAUGUCAUCUCGUUUGGUGUCAUUGGCGUGGCUUGCAGGGCCCUUGUCAGGUCUUGUGAUGCAACCACUUGUAGGGCGUUUGUCUGAUCGGUGCACAAGCAGACUUGGCCGACGUCGCCCUUUUCUCAUCUUAGGCUCUAUCUUGACCUCUUUAUCGUUGCUAAUGUUCUCAAAUGCAGAGCUCCUGGCCGGCGUUUUCGUCGAUGGGUCGAAAACAAAAUCUGUCGCCUUGUCAAUUGCGAUUGUUGCUUUCUUUCUCAUGGACUUUUCCAUUCAGAUCGUGCAGGCACCAUUGCGGGCUCUUGUUACUGACGUCGUCCCUAAGAAGCAACGAGCGCUUGCAAAUUCUUACAUUGGCGUGUUCUCAGGCGUAGGACUACUUGUUGGUGGAUUGCUCACUUCGAUUAGUCUACGGCGAAUAUUGCCGGUGUUCCGUUCGGAUGUUCAGGCUCUUUUUUUCGUCGCAUCGGCCGUCCUUUUGAUUGCAGUCACUGUGUGCGUGAUUUCAACGAGGGAGGAAGUGGUACCGCGAGGGGCUUCAUACGCGCCGUUGUCCUCACCAGAAGAAGAACAAGCGGAACGAUAUGCAAGGCAGCGUAGGCCCCCGCUAGAGGGAUUGCGCAGAGUUCCACGGCCUUUCUGGCAGGUAUUUACUGUGCAGCUUUGUACGUGGGUUGGAUUCUUCACACUGUUCGUGUACAGGAAUGCAUGGGUUGGUCGAAAUAUCUAUCUCGGUGAUGGGAACGCUUCUAUGGGUUCGGAAGAGCGCAGAGUGUUUGAAGAAGGUGUUCGCCUCGGAGGUAGGGGUCACGCUCUGAUGGCGGCGAUUACGCUCGGAUACUCGCUAAUAUUGCCAGGGUUGCUGAGGUGUUUCGGGGUCGUGAAUGUGUACGCAUUUUCGCAAGUUGUGGAAGCGAUUUGCCUCCUUGUCGCCCCUCUCAUCCGAGGCAUGGAGGGUCAAGAGUAUCCAGGUGCGGGUCUUCAAGCCGCGACUCUCAUUGACAUCGGGAUGUUUGGUGUUGUGUGGGCGACGACAAUGGGAGUGCCUUGGACAUUGGUUGGGGAUGCACUGGAGUCUGAUGAAUGGUAUGCAAGACGCGUAGGACUAUUUCAGACGGUAUUCAACGCAUCGCAGAGCUUCCCUCAGCUGGUAGUUGGCGCGGCUAUUGCGCCCGUGGUGCUGAUUAUAGCAAAUGACGAUCCGGCGUACGUGAUGUUUGCGGGAGGGUUGUUUGCAUUGUGUGGCGCAAUAUUGGUUGUGGUGCUGCGAGUGAACGUUUUCGAGGCGACGGAGAAACGGGGGAUGCGGCAUUUGAGGAACAGGGAUGAAGAUGCGUGGGGAUUUCUUUCCUCGGAUGAGGAAGACGAGAAUGGGGACAACGCAGGAGGGUUUUAGCAGCAGGACUGUCACGUUGACGUUUCUUUGUUCGCCAUGAUUGCGACUGUACCGUAGUCUAGCACUAAUACUGUAGCAGGUGUUGGUUUCAAUUGUUACACUGGUUACACGGCGAGGCUGAGGUUAGAUUAGCGUUCAGAUGGGAAGGUAGAUUGAUUGCGCGUCGGCUGUACAUUUGGAUGAGGGAAGAAGAGAUGGGCAUUUUGGCUGUUGCGGUGCCGGGCGCAGGUGCGAGGCACACCACAAUAAGAAUACAGCCAUCUCAUUUUUCUGCAUACCUGUAUGUUGCUCGAAUUCACAUGGGGAGUACAAGGGUAUACCAUACCCAAAGAUACCGUCAGAGGGCGAGCUAGGAUCUAGCAGAUCUUCCCUUCGAAGGAUAUACUGUAAGGGUGACCCCACCGCCAACAAAAUUUCAGUCCUAAAAUUCCAACUACUAAAGUUUGGACCGAUGGAA
Messenger RNA from Chondrus crispus (carragheen), 2050 nucleotides. RefSeq lists its product as hypothetical. The record is from RefSeq and is a predicted model, not a curated record. The transcript is spliced from 2 exons. Gene Ontology annotation, molecular function: sucrose:proton symporter activity. Lineage: Eukaryota; Rhodophyta; Florideophyceae; Gigartinales; Gigartinaceae. Gene Ontology annotation, cellular component: membrane. Gene Ontology annotation, biological process: transmembrane transport. Bases 1 to 1593 code for a protein of 530 amino acids.